Aspergillus steynii IBT 23096 is the source of this 1530-nucleotide messenger RNA. Its product is annotated as epoxide hydrolase family protein. The transcript is spliced from 8 exons. Lineage: Eukaryota; Fungi; Ascomycota; Eurotiomycetes; Eurotiales; Aspergillaceae. The coding region runs from base 181 to 1368 and encodes 395 amino acids. Gene Ontology annotation, molecular function: epoxide hydrolase activity. Gene Ontology annotation, biological process: epoxide metabolic process. The record is from RefSeq and is a predicted model, not a curated record.
CGAGAUACAACGCCAUUGAUAUUGAGGUAUGUCUGCCUAGUAGACAGGUCUGUUCUGCCUAGUUUCACAUCAUCUUGGUGAUCUUGAUGCUACAGGAACGGCAUAUUUAUAUCGCCAGUUGAUCAGGAAUCAGGUCCCCGUACCCCACUUCAUCACCAUUGAACCUCCAACAAAGCAAUCAUGGCCCUUCCAUUCAGUCAGGUUCCCUCCGGGGCAAAGAUCCCUCCCUCGCCCUUUCAGGUCCAUGUCCCCGACGAGCAGAUCGAAGAGCUGCAGCUCCUGAUCAAACUGUCGAAGAUCGCCCCGCCCACCUUCGAGAGUCAGCAGCAGGACCGGAAGUACGGUAUCACGACCGAAUGGCUGACCACGGCUCGAGAGGCAUGGAAGACCUUUGACUGGAGAGCCGUGGAAGACCACCUCAAUGGCUUCCCCCAGUUCAAGUACUCCAUUGACGGACUAGACAUCCACCUCGUCGCUCUAUUCUCGGAGAAUCCAGACGCCAUCCCAAUCCUCCUGCUCCACGGCUGGCCAGGCAACUUCACGGAAUUCCUCCCCCUCCUCUCCCUCGUCAAGGAGAAGUAUACCCCCGCCACCCUGCCCUAUCACUUCAUCGUGCCCUCGCUGCCCGGGUACACGUUCUCCUCAGGGCCCCCGGUGGACAGGGACUUCGGGACCGAAGACAUCGCCAAGGUGAUGAACCAGGUCAUGGCGAAUCUGGGUUUUGAAUCCUACGUCGUACAGGCGGGUGAUAUCGGCUCGAAGGUUGCGCGCAUCCUGGGCGUUGAUUAUGAUGCUUGCAGGGCGGUGCAUCUAAACGCCUGCUUCGUUGAAAAGCCCGCCUCCGUCGCCGACUCCGCGCUUUCCGAGUCCGAAGCCCGCAAUCUGCAGCGCGCCCAGUGGUUCGCGCUCUGGGGCUCGGGCUAUUUCGUCGAGCAGGGGACCCGCACCAGUACGAUUGGGAACGCCAUCGCGACGAACCCGGUUGCACUGCUCGCUUGGAUUGGGGAGAAGUUCCUCGACUGGGUCGAUGAUCGCGAUCCCUUGCCUCUGGAGAGUAUUCUUAAGUCGGCGACGUUGUAUUGGUUGACGGGGACGCUGCCGAGGUCGAUUUAUACUUAUCGUGAGGCCUUCCCUCCGCCCCCUAUCAAACACGCCAUGGAUCCCAGAUGGUACAUCCAGAAACCAUUCGGAUAUUCGUAUUUCCCCAGGGAGUUGAUCCCCGCGCCCAAGGCGUGGGUCGCCACCACGGGAAACCUGGUGUUUUGUAAUUAUCAUGAGAAGGGAGGCCAUUUUGCGGCGCUGGAACGGCCGAGAGAUCUGCUUGAUGACGUUUUGGCGUUUGUGGAGCAGGUGAGGGGGGAUUUGUGAGUACCUUAUACUCCGUUUUUACUUGUAGGUAGAUUUGGAUUGGGUGAUUAAGUUGUUGGGUAUAAAUCUUGGGGCUUGGGGCUUGACGACUGGCUAUAGCUUGAUUGAUGUCUUCUCUUUCUUAUACCUAUAGUAUGCCAUAAAUCGAAAAAGCCCAACUAA